Molecule: messenger RNA, 860 nt
Organism: Physcomitrium patens
Lineage: Eukaryota; Viridiplantae; Streptophyta; Bryopsida; Funariales; Funariaceae
Source: RefSeq, a predicted model, not a curated record
GUCAUUUUCCGUUUCUGCUACGGAAAGCCGCCCUUCGCGACUCGACUUGAGCAGUGGCGUUGGUUGUGUGCAUUCCGUCUUGAUUCAGCCGUGAAGUGAAUGUGAUUGUGCUCUGUCUAUCUCACGAGUGGUCGACUUCUGAAAAACGUGUUGACAAGAGCUUCUAUCAAGGCUAGGUCAUUGGUGCAGGAACUGCUCAACCUACAGUUUCUUUAGCGGGAGCUGGUUCUAGGAUGACCAUCUACUACUGCAAGGGAUGCAACCGGUGUCUAAACCUCAGCGACGAGUAUCUCUUCCCGCCCAAUGCAUACUUCGACGCCGGCAACAAAGGCACCCUCUCGUUCUCCGCAGUGGAUAAGACCGAUUUUCGCCAGAAGGAGGAUAAUUCAUGCUUUCCAUUCUUCGAGACGCUAGAUUCAUGGGGCCUGCAAAGGCACCGCACCAAGCUGACCUGCGCAGCUUGCGGAAAGCGUCUGGGUUACAUCUACUACGAUGGUCCUUAUGCCGAGGGUGGAAUUGGGCAGUAUGGAUUGGGGCACACACAGAUGAUACCUCGUCAUCCUCGAUAUCGUCUCAAGCGGGAAGCUAUGCGGAUCUCUGGCUAGUGUGUGUGUGUGUGUGUGUGUGUGUGUGCACGCUUCGACGCUACAUGUUUGUGCAUAAACUGUUGAUUGAUUGAUGCCAACAUAGUUAGUUCUAAUUGUUCAUGACCAGAUGGUCUUCUUCAAAUGAGACAUGUUUCUUAUUUUUUAAUGGUUUGGAAGACUCUAUGCGAAUAAAAAGAAGCAUCUGGCCUGAUCAUGUACACAGGAGGUUAUCUCUGCUGAUAAAGUUGCCUGUUCUGCAACAACCAGUUUGUA